AUGGAGGGCAUUUCCCACCAUGUGGCUGAAGCCAAUGGUCAACCAAACCCCAUCCCAAUUGGACUGAGCAAAGAAAAAAUCGACAUAAUGUGGCAGAUGAGCAUCGCUUCUUUUACUCCAAACAACAACGAAUUGGUGAUUCCGAACUCUAUGGCGACGAAGCUCAGCGAAGAGAACAUUGCCGAUCUUCAGUCACGUUUCAGCGCUCAUUUCGGCAAUGCUCCCGCUACUGUAUUUGUUGAUCACUUCCAACAAGCCUUUCACAUCCGCCUAACUCUUGAGCUCCCUGCCACUGGAACCGGUCAGACCGGCAUGAGCAGAUCUCUGUCACGGUCAACCUCAAGUCUCUCUCCAGUACCGGCACGUGCACGUUCCCCAAAGGGAUCUCCGGUCAAACCGGUUCGCUUGCCCGGAAAGAAGUCAAAAGUGCCUCGUCCACCCAAUGCAUUCAUUCUCUACCGAGUCGAAAACCAUCCCAAGCUAAAGGAUGAGAGACCGGAAUUGACAAAUAAUCAAAUUUCAAUCGUCCUUGGAAGGAGAUGGAGAAACGAGUCUGAACAAGUUCGAGCACAUUUCAAAGAUCUAGCAGAUAAGAUCAAGGCUCGGCACGCUGCAGAGAACCCGGGCUAUCAGUAUGCGCCACGCAAAUCAUCUGAGCUGAAGCGACGCAUGACUGCGCGUAAGCUCGCUGCUCGUCGCGCUACCAAAGCCCAAACCGAUUCGCAAUCUAGUUCGGAUCUUGAGAUGAGAGACGUGACUGAGCUUGCCGAUGCUAGUCAUCACGACGAUAUUGCAAUGGAUGGCACUAUCAGCGAGGCCAACGAAGUUGCAAGGUUCUACCAGGACGACGAAGUCAUUUCUGCUACGAGCCUCUUGUGCAGUGACCGCACCUCCUACCUGAGUCGCAUCAGACACGGCAACAGCGGCACUAUGUCUGUCAUUCUCCCUGCCGGCCAUGAUCAAGUUGAGCACGACUACGAUACCAAAAUGGCAAAGUACAUGGAGCACCUCCUCCGAUCAUAUGAGGGACUAGUCGGACCUGACGCAGAAAUCAAUCUCACCACCCGUCCUGCUCGGUCAAGUCUUGAAGCUGACGACUUCAUGAACAGUCUUGUCGACUGGGAAGCGAUCAAAGCCGACGCGGACAUUGUCCACAACGCAGUUAAGCAAGACCAACUUGAGACCCUGCAUUUUGACAGCGAAGACGAGCGUGUCAAGUUUCAGCAAGAGCUUGACCGCAUUCUGUGCAUGCUGGAGUGA
Molecule: messenger RNA, 1260 nt
Organism: Cladophialophora psammophila CBS 110553
Lineage: Eukaryota; Fungi; Ascomycota; Eurotiomycetes; Chaetothyriales; Herpotrichiellaceae
Exons: 2
Coding region: 1-1260 (419 amino acids)
Biological process (GO): anatomical structure morphogenesis; cell differentiation; negative regulation of transcription by RNA polymerase II
Molecular function (GO): DNA-binding transcription factor activity, RNA polymerase II-specific; RNA polymerase II cis-regulatory region sequence-specific DNA binding
Source: RefSeq, a predicted model, not a curated record